CAGCAGAGUCCCAUGCACGCACACAUGUAAGCAGUCGCUUCCAGCGCAUACAAACAUACAGAGGCACAUGAUACAGAGUCAUACAUCAAUGUCAUGUGCCUGGAUGACAAUCCCAUUGGCCACGUGGCCUUCAGGUGGUCGACACGAACCACCUGACAGCUGCGUAGCCAAUAGCAUCGGAACCCACACACCUGGCGCCGCACAGCAGCAACACACCAUCCAAGACAGGUCUUCACAACACCGCGCCACCCACAAUUCAGAGCAUUUCAACAUGUGGACAAUUGGAUGCCACUGAGCAAGUAAGUCAAGGCACACGCACUCUCAAACACACACAUACGGAGGGGGGGGCUGUCUUCCGUGCCUGUCGCAUCACAUCCAUCCAAAGUAUGUUGGACGGCCUCCCAACCGAUUAGAUUACUCACAUAAGCACACAUCGUGUGUAUGAGACACGCCUCUGUCGGCAUGUUGGUCGGUCUGUCUGUCUGUCUAUCUGUGUGCACAUAUAUUGAUUAUGCAAGCUGUCUAUCGCUGACGAUGCCGUGCUGCUUGAGGAUCGUCUGGCUGACUCGCUGCACCACCUCCUUCUGCAAAACCAGCUCCUGCUCACCAUCCAUCUCAAAGAUGAAGAAGCCCUCCGUGCCACUGCUGCCGCUGGUGCUGCUGCUGCUGCCCCCCUCAGCAGCACCUCCCCCAGCAGCCCCAGGAUUGGCUGCAUUAUCACAAGCCAGCCCCCGUUGGCUGACAGGCAGGUCGUCUCUGUCCUCGAGCAUGGUGACGAGGUGUUGGAGGUUCUUGACCUUGAUCCCGUUCACCUUGUGGACCCUAGUGUGCUUGAGCUCGUAGCCCGAUGUGAUGUCGGAGGCCAGGAUCUGGCUGACGAUGACCACCUCCUCCCCCUCCUCCUUCUUGAAGUACUCCUGCAGCAGCUGGAGCAAAGCCGUCGGUGCGUUAGACAUGUACUUGCGCUGCCCGAACUCCUCGCGCAAAUAAUCCAGCGUCAAAGGGGUGAACACCAAACCACCUGAAGGGAAGGGACAAACAAACAAGUAUCUGCACAUACAUGAAUUGGAUGAGGCGGUGCUCUGUGCCAUGUGUGCGUGUGUUGGCUGGGGUGAGCUGACUGACCGUAUAUGAAGUAUCUGGGCGUCUUGUCCCACUGGUGCUCAGGAAUGAGUGAGUUGGAGGGGACCAGCGGGACAGAGAUGUUGAGGACCCUGCCGUCCCGCAGGAUCGUCAGCUCCACCUCCUCAUCAGGGAACUUGUCCAGCAGCGCAUACGACAGGCCCACCCGCUCCAUGUUCCGAAACACUAUGGUGCCUGCAGAAAGCAGCCAAGACAGGAAGGAACAGAGAAAGGACACAUGAUGCCAACGAGCCCCUUCGCUCAUGCCUUGCAUCUCUCUCUCUCCCACCCAGCUGACUGACCGUCGUCGGCCACGUCGUUGCCCGCAAUGGCCAUGAUGACGUCCCGUUUCUUGAGAACAGUGCUGGUGCUGUUUGUGGUGCUGUCGCUGUCGACCUUGCCCUUCCUGGAGGGGUCCACCUGGCACACCACGAUGCCCGUCGCCGACACACCAGCAGGCAGGUCCUCCACCCUCACAUCCGUCAUGCCCAAAUACUUGCGGAAGGAUGGGUUCUCGAGCGUUUGGUAGAUGAUGCCCAGCGUCACAAAUCCUGCACACACACAGCAGCACAGCAGAGGGGAUCAUGAUAUACACACGUGUGGGGACAGACAGCUACUCUGUUGGUGACGUGUCUGUGUCGGUCGGUGUCUGACCAGUGUAUUUGUGGUGCUGCUCGAGGUCUUUCAAGAACCGAUUCACCACCACUGUCGGGAUAAUGUAGCCUGCACACGCCAAACCGACACAUGACAACCACACCACAGUGCUCAUUCCACGUGUUCGUCCCGCCCCGCCUGGGCUGCUCGACUGCCUGGCACACCGCCCCGCACCCACUGACCCACCGAUGCUCUGCGCCUCGUCAUAUCCCUGGAAAGCCACGCCCACCACCUUGCCAUCCUUGUUGACCGCCGGGCCCCCCGAGUUGCCCGCAUUGAUGGCCGCAUCAAUCUGGGUGCACAGCAGCCUGAAGUUGCCGUGCGUGUAGCUCAGGAUGUCGUUCCUGGACACAACGCCAGCCGUGAUACACAGGGAGUCGCCGCCCAUCGGGUACCCCACAACCACCAAAGGGUCCUGCAGCAUCGGAGUCUCGCCGAAGGUCAGUGGGUUGACGUCCUUCCCUGCAUGUUCGCACAGCAUACAUGGAGGCAGGCAGGCAGACAGGUGGGACGUGGGUACGGUGCAGACGUGUGCGUAUCGCAUGUGGGUGGUGUUGGUGUGUGUGCGUAUGUACAGAAUUCCUCGUCGUCGACUGUCACGACGGCCAGAUCGCAUUCGUGACCCGAGGCAAUGAGGCGUGCCGGGUACUUCUUGGCGUCCCCAUGCUUCCUUAUCAAUAUCCGAUUCUGCACGCACACGUGUAAACCAACCAUACCCACCCACACUCAGACGCACACACCGGCACCGCACACGUCUGUUUCCCUACCUACCUGGUUAGCCACCACGUGCGCAUUGGUGAUGAUGCGCCGAUCCUCAAUGAUAAAACCUGACAACCAACAACCAUCCAAUCCAAUACCAAAUCAAUCGGCCCCUUGUCUGAUGUCUGGUGUCAGAUCAGUCACCUGAUCCGGUGGUUUUGGUUUGCCUCCUCAUUUGCCAUGGCAUGGCGAAACUCGGGUCGGUGUAGUCGACAAACACCUUGACCACCGAGGGAAAGAUCGCAUUGAAGCCGCCCUCUGCGGAGACGAGAGGCUGUGGGUGGGGCUGUGCAUGUGGCGGCACGUCUGGCCGGAGGACCUCAUCCUGCUCACUCUCCUCCCGCGGCUCGAUGCCCACACGGAUGUCGCCUCCAGCCGCAUGAAGCGCACUCAGCGACAUACAUCGUGCUGCCGAGGGCCGCCAAUGCAUGCUACCGCCGCUGCAGCCGCCGUGGCUCCUGCAUGACCGCAGAAGGGAGGAUGCGAGCGUGGUGGCCGCUGACGGGUGCUGCUGCCUCAAAGAAUGGGACGUGUGCCUGCGUGCGGUGUGCUGCGCCCUCCGGUUGGCCGUGAAUGCCAUGACGGCCGGCGAGGGAAGGAAGCCGCUGUUAGCCGCCGCGAUGUUCUUGUGCCGUCGUGCAUGUUGGUGCAGCGCCGAUGCGCCCAUUGCGGCCUGCGCCUUGCGAGCGGAUAUCCCGCUGCCACUCAUCAGCAUGAUGAAAGCUGAGAAGAAGGCGGGCCAGAUCUGCGAUGAGAACCACCGUCGUGCUUUUCCCUUGGGCAUCCUCC
Vitrella brassicaformis is the source of this 3324-nucleotide messenger RNA. The record is from the annotation of a GenBank genome assembly. NCBI's taxonomy places the organism in Eukaryota, Vitrellaceae.